GGGCGGUGGGGAUCCGGCUGGAACCGGUUGGGCCGCGUCCGGCUCUAUAUAAAACUUUAUAAACACCCGAUUCAAAUUAGUGGGGUCGGGAGCCAGCGCAGCCAGCCGGGAGGCAGCCCCGCCGCCCGCCGCCGCCGCCGCGCCUCCCGCCCUCCUCCCCCGCUCCGCCGCCGCUCCCCCGCCCCCCGCCGCCCGCUCCCCUCACGCACAGCGCCCGCACGGAGCCAUGCCGAAGAGAAAGGCUGAAGGAGAUACCAAGGGCGAUAAGGCCAAAGUUAAGGAUGAGCCACAACGAAGAUCAGCAAGGUUAUCUGCUAAACCUGCUCCUCCGAAGCCAGAGCCUAAACCUAAAAAGGCAGCUCCAAAGAAGAGCGAGAAGUUGCCCAAGGGAAAGAAGGGGAAAGCUGAUGCUGGCAAGGAGGGAAACAACCCUGCAGAAAACGGAGAUGCCAAAACAGACCAGGCACAGAAAGCUGAAGGUGCUGGUGAAGCCAAGUAAAAUGUGUGAAUUUUUGAUAACUGUGUACUUCUGGUGACUGUACAGUUUGAAAUACUAUUUUUUAUCAAGUUUUAUAACAAUGCAGAAUUUUGUUUUACUUUUUUUUAAGCUAUGUUGUUAGCACACAGACCGCUUCGUUGUUGUGUUUUGAGGGGGGGCAGUGGGGACAAAUGUCACUUAGUCUAUUUCUUGGAAUCUGAAUUUUAAUAAGAAAAGUUUUCCCAAUCCCCCAGUUUUUGGAAGAAGGGCUCUUGCCUAAUAGAGGAGGAAGGGAUUCCUUUUAAGUUCUGUGAAGUGCAUCCUGAGCGAAUAUCGAAGGUCCCGAGACGCCUGUUGCCGACUUCAGAACCGCUGUUUGCAAUGCCCUCUGUAUUUCCUUUCGCGUUCUCGUCGCUUGCCCAGAGCCUGUCACUCCAAAGUAUGGCAAAACCCAGCGUUUCGGGACUUAAAACUCUGCGUUGUCAGGUGAUCCCAACUUCUGGUGUCUAAUUUGGGAUGUAAUGGCUGUAAAAGGAGCUCUGCUUCCUCUUUUAUAUUGUGGAUCUUCAGAUGAGAAACCUGCAUUUUUAAGUAUUUUUUUUUUUUUCCUCUAAAAGUCAGGGUAGAUUUAUGGAGAGUUGUUAAACAACAUGCGAAAUGUGAAAGUGUCCACCCUCACUCUAAACUUUUCCCUCUACAAGUAUGAGAUGAAGAUUCUUCAGUUUUAUAGCAACUUUUACGUUUUGGUAGUCCAUGAAGGGAGGGGAGUUCAACAGUUGUUGUAAAAUGUUGCAGAUUGUAGCCCAUGUCCUGCCUAAAUUACCAUGAUUGUUUAUGAAAAGUACCUUUAAUAAAGCUGGAUACGGUUUGGCUUGGACUGUU
Messenger RNA from Falco peregrinus (peregrine falcon), 1360 nucleotides. It is a transcript of the gene HMGN2, whose product is annotated as high mobility group nucleosomal binding domain 2. The record is from RefSeq and is a predicted model, not a curated record. Gene Ontology annotation, biological process: chromatin organization. Gene Ontology annotation, molecular function: nucleosomal DNA binding. The transcript has 6 exons. NCBI's taxonomy places the organism in Eukaryota, Metazoa, Chordata, Aves, Falconiformes, Falconidae. The coding region runs from base 227 to 499 and encodes 90 amino acids. Gene Ontology annotation, cellular component: chromatin; nucleus.